Pyrus x bretschneideri (Chinese white pear) is the source of this 1993-nucleotide messenger RNA. RefSeq names its product protein NRT1/ PTR FAMILY 5.6-like. Bases 123 to 1907 code for a protein of 594 amino acids. Gene Ontology annotation, biological process: transmembrane transport. Lineage: Eukaryota; Viridiplantae; Streptophyta; Magnoliopsida; Rosales; Rosaceae. Gene Ontology annotation, cellular component: membrane. The record is from RefSeq and is a predicted model, not a curated record. Gene Ontology annotation, molecular function: transmembrane transporter activity. The transcript has 4 exons.
CGUCGAGCCGGGGGUUCCUAGAAGUAAUAGUCCCUUCUCUUCGAGGAGGGUGGGUGCUUUGCGCCCUACUUCAACUGUUGCUGAGGAACUAAUCUCGUCUCAUCUUUAAAAAAACCUUAAAGAUGAAGCAUGAUAGAUUGGAGAAAAGAAAAUCAGGCAGUCAUGCUUCGGAUAUAUUUAGGGACGACGAGACUUGGGUUUAUGAUUCAUCCAUAGAUCAUAGAGGACGAGUUCCUCGCCGUGCUUCUACUGGUGUUUGGAAAGCUUCACUGUUUAUCAUCACUAUUGAAUUUAGUGAAAGGUUAAGCUGGUUUGGACUAUCAACAAAUCUCAUCUCCUACCUCACCGGAGUACUUCAUCAAGAAAUCAAAACAGCAGCCAAAACUGUGAACUUUUGGUCAGGAGUGACAACAUUAAUACCUUUAAUUGGAGGAUUUUUAGCAGAUGCCUACACUGGCCGAUUCGGCAUGGUUAUGGUUUCAUCCUUCAUUUAUCUAACGGGUCUAAGUCUGCUGACAAUGUCGCAGUUCGUCCCUAGUCUAAAGCCCUGUGAUACAACCCCCUGCCGACUGCCGCCUCGAAGGCUUCAUGAAGUGGUGCUUUUUGUUGCCCUGUAUUGCAUCUCUCUUGGAACUGGAGGGCAUAAACCAUGUCUUCAGAGCUUUGGAGCAGAUCAAUUCGAUGACGAUCACCCGGUAGAACGAAUCAAGAAAAUGUCCUACUUCAAUUGGUGGAACUUUGCAACCUGCUGUGGGCUGCUUCUUGGGGUGACCGCAAUUGUCUAUGUUCAAGACUUUUUGGGUUGGGGUGUUGCUGUUCUUGGUCUCACAAUCUUCAUGGCUAUUACAGUUGUCAGCUUCUUUAUGGGGAAGUCUUGCUAUAGGUAUAGGCUCCCAGAAGGAAGCCCUUUGAUCCCUUUGUUGCAGGUAUUUGUUGCAGCCAUAAGAAAAAGAAAGUUGGCCCAUCCUUCAAACCCUGCUUUGCUAUUCGAAGUUCCCAAGUCUCAAGCCCAUGGAAGGCAACUACUUCAUACAAAUAGGCUUAGGUUUCUAGACAACGCAGCGAUCAUAGAAGAGAAUGAGAGCACAUCUUGUUUGCAACAGAAACACAAUCCUUGGAGAUUGACAACACUGACAAGAGUGGAGGAGGUGAAGCUUCUUUUCAACAUGAUCCCCAUAUGGAUAACCUCAAUACCAUUUGGAUUAUGCGUCGCACAAGCCCCAACAUUCUUUGUCAAACAAGCUGCAACAAUGAACCUUAAUAUCACUGACAACUUCAAAAUCCCACCAGCCACAAUCAACUCUCUUGCUGCCAUUGCAAUGUUGAUAUCUGUCGCAGUCUAUGACAAGGUUCUUGUUCCGGUUCUAAGGAAAAUCAACGGCAACGAACGGGGGAUGACCAUCCUCCAAAGGAUUGGAGUUGGCAUGGUUUUUUCAACGGCAGCAAUGACAGCUGCAGCAUUAACCGAAACAAAAAGACUAGGAGUUCAUAAUCCAAAAUCUCUGAGUGUGUUGUGGCUAGCUCCCCAGUACAUAAUUCUAGGGUUUGGAGAUGGGUUCACUCUGGUAGGGCUACAAGAGUACUUCUACGACGAAGUUCCCGACAACAUGAGAAGCAUAGGGAUUGCUUUGUAUCUGAGUGUGAUAGGAACUGGGAGCUUCGUAAGUAGCUUUCUGAUUAUGGCUGUGGAUAGUAUCACCGGAAAGGGAGGGAAAAGCUGGUUUGGAAAGGACUUACGUUCAAGCCGUUUGGACAAUUUCUAUUGGCUUUUGGCAGCAGUGAAUGCGGUGAAUUUCUUCGCUCAUGUGUGGGUAUCUAUACGAUAUACGUACAAAACUGUGGAGAGGAGGAGGGUAGUGCCUGAUAAUGUUUCUGAGUGUAGCAGCAGUGAUCAACUUAUGCCUUGAUAAUUAUUAUGUGUAAAUGAGGAAAUUGAGCAUGCUUAAUGGUUCAUAACGUUUGUCUUGUUGAAUGCUGAACAAAUUUUUUUGAU